Molecule: messenger RNA, 1274 nt
Organism: Aspergillus fijiensis CBS 313.89
Lineage: Eukaryota; Fungi; Ascomycota; Eurotiomycetes; Eurotiales; Aspergillaceae
Exons: 1
Coding region: 147-1097 (316 amino acids)
Source: RefSeq, a predicted model, not a curated record
ACGGUGUUUCGGAGCGCAUUAGCCUCCGUUCGCCUUUCUUAUAUGAGAGCAAGGGAGUAUUCACGGAAAACACGACCUCUCUCUUUCCAAGCUAUUUGACUGUAUGGUAGUCCAUAGUCCAUAGUGCAUACCCAACUCCAUCAAAAAUGCCCCCCCGCCUCCGCCUCCGCCUCCUCUACCUCCUCACGCCCCCAACCCUCCUAACCUACACCAUCCACCGCACCCUCACCCACCUGGAAACCAAAUACCCCCCGAUCCCCGCCGCCCAAGGCAGCACCGCCGCCCUCACCACCCCAACCAACCCAUCCACCCAACGCUGCGCCGAAAUCGACAUCUACCAGGCCCGCGUCCCGGUCCGCGCCUUGCUGCGCGCCGAGGCCGCCCUCACCGGCACCGACCCAAACACCACCACCACCACCACCACCACCACCGAGAAUAACCCAGAUAAUCCCCCCCGAAUCUCGCAAGCCACGCUCCAAAAAGCAUGGGCCCACCUCUUCCUCACCAGCCCGAUCCUGCAAACCGAAGCCAAGCUCAUCGGCCUCCUCACCACGGGGCGAUUCCACCCGGGCGAUGUGGGGUUGUCGGCUGCGGGGUUUGCGGCGGUGCCGUCGGAGACUGUCCCCGACACUGUCAUCGACACCGACACUGCCCCCAAAGAUCCCGAAAGUCAAGGCUGGCAGAAACGCAAACUCAUCAAUGGCGGGUUCAUCGUCGAACGCGACCCCGAAAGCCCCGGGGGAUUGCUGGCCAGCUGGCGGAUUCCGGACGAGGCACGGGAGUUCUUUGAGCGGCUCGCGCGAUGGGGAUAUCCGUGUCGGUUGAUGAGUGGGGGGCGGCAUGAGUGGGGGGUUUCGGAGGUGUAUUUUUGUAAAUCAGAGGAUGGGGGAGGGGGAGAGGGAGAGGGAGAGGGAGAGGGAGAGGGCAAGGCAGGGGAAUGGGUGGUGGAUGUGCGGUUCGGGUCGGCGCAUGAUUAUGAGAUUGUCGAGGCGGAGGGGGCAGCACAGAAGGUGGUGCCGCGGUGGGUGGGCAGGUUGCAUCGCGGGUUUGCGAGGGUGUUGGUGGAGGAUGCUGUGAGACGGUUGAGGGAUUGGUAGGUAUAUUGAUGAGUUGAUAGCUUGGGUUUGAAGACGAAGUGUAUACUACACUGUAUGACACUACACUACACUAUACUGCACUGCACUGUACUGCACACCCCAGAUGAAGCGUGCUUGUUCUGGAUUCUCUUCUAACAAUCCUCCCCAUGCGCGACAACCCCCCACCCCCUCCACCCC